GUUUGGUAAGGUGAAUUCCCGAAGCAGCUUUAAAUCACUGCUAACGACACGCAAGCAGCAGCACAUAGCCUGGCUGUAUCACAUAUUCAUAAUGGCGAGUUUUCAAGCUAUGACCACUCCGGCAGCUGCCAUCACAUCGCACCAGAGCUGUGGGAAUGAGAGCGCCACUAAUGACUCUGGAGGAUACACCCACGAUGAUGUUGUCAGCUUUAAGGCUGCAGAGACUGUCAUUGAGUUGGCAUCCACGUUCAAGGAGAAGCCAGAUCCAUCCAAUUUAGUGUUUGGAACAGUGUUUACAGACCACAUGCUUACGAUCGAAUGGUCAGCCAGUGAUGGAUGGCAGAAACCACACAUAGGACCAUUUAAGAAUCUGUCAAUGCACCCAGCAUCAUCAGCUCUGCACUAUGCUGUAGAGUUAUUUGAAGGACUGAAGGCUUACCGUGGUGUUGAUAACAACAUUCGUCUUUUCCGACCAUUGAAUAAUAUGGAGAGGAUGCUGAGGUCUGCCUACAGAGCUGGUUUACCUAGUUUUGGUAAGGAGGAGUUGCUCGAGUGCAUCAGAAAGCUUGUCAAAAUUGAAAAGGCUUGGGUCCCCGAAUCCAGCAGUGCUAGCCUUUACAUUCGGCCUACUUUAAUAGGAACUGAGCCUUCCCUGGGCGUUAAGAAGCCUUCCCGAGCCUUGCUGUAUGUGAUCCUCAGUCCUGUGGGGCCCUACUUCUCUACUGGGAUCUUUAGCCCUGUGUCACUGUGGGCUGAUCCAAAAUACACCCGAGCCUGGAGAGGUGGAACAGGAGACUGCAAAAUGGGAGGGAAUUAUGGUGCGUCAAUAUAUGCCCAAUAUGAAGCCAUGGAAGUGGGAUGUCAACAGGUUCUAUGGCUUUAUGGAGACAGCCAUCAAAUAACUGAAGUUGGAACCAUGAACCUGUUUCUGUACUGGAUCAAUGAAAAUGGAGAUGAAGAAUUGGCCACACCACCUUUAGAUGGUGUCAUUCUACCAGGUGUUACCAGACAGAGCAUUAUAGAUCUUGCCCAUAAAUGGGGUGAUUUUAAAGUAACUGAGCGCUAUCUGACGAUGGGAGAUCUGAUAACUGCCUUGAAAGAAAACCGAGUGAAAGAGAUGUUCGGAGCAGGAACUGCCUGUGUUGUGUGCCCAGUGGGACGCAUAUUAUACAAGGGAAAUAAUUUGCAUAUCCCAACUAUGGAUAAUGGACCAAAGUUAACUACAAGAAUACUGAAGCAGCUCACUGACAUCCAAUAUGGCAGAAUUGAGAGUGACUGGACACACUCUGUGCAGUGAAGAAGAGGAGGAUGAGAUCCGUUUCUGUGAAACACAACCUGUGCAUACACUUUAUCGUUGCAAGUUUGUGAUGUUCUCAUAGCAAUACUUACAGUAGCAUAGAUUUAUUGAUGUGAAAUGUAAAAACUUUAAUGUGAGUACAAUCAGUUUUUACCUCAAAAUGAUGGUAGCUACAUUGUGAACGUGCAAUUGUCAUGCUGUAAAGGCCAUGUGCAAUUAUUUGAUUUAAAUUUUCUGAAAGCGUACAGAUUUUGUUUUGAUACUGUUGCACCAUUAGUUAAAUUUGUAUCUGUAAGCUCAUGUUUUAAUUAGGUCUACAAACAGUAACUAGCUGGGGCAACAGAUUCACCCACUUUUUUUUUUUUUUUUUAGCUCAAAAACUUCCAGGUUCAGCUUUUCACUUCAUAUGAUGAGGUUUUGGGUAUCAGCAUUAUCCACGUACCUAUGUGUAUAGGAUACAGUAAACAAGUCAAAAGUAUAUAUUGUUACUUUGUAAUUACAUUUUAUUUUAGGACCUACUUUGGCUGUCAUCAUGUUUAUGUAUGCUUUUGUUGUUGGGGUCUUGAAAAAGAGCCUGCUGUGUACGCUUGCUCAGUGGGACUGGUAAACUUGAUUUAAAUAAUCUUUGCUCUGUUACAUUAAACAGUACAAAAGCACAUACAAUUGGUUACUAUGUACUUAUCAUUUUGAAAACUUGAAUACAAAAAUCUACAGUGCAAUUUAUAAUGAAAUCAUCAGUGUUUCCAUAAUAAAUUAAUACAAUUACUUAGUUGUGUGUAAUAUAGUUGAAAACCAUUCCUUUCUAUAUUUGUAAAGAUGUAUUACUUUUUAAUAGGACCCUUGUUGUCUUUUUUUAAAUGGUUAAUGAGGGUCAACCAAAAAACAGGGUAAUAUUUAUUUAUAUUGUAUUAAGGCUUUGAUUUAAUCAACCUAUUACAUGGCAGGAUAAACCACAGGUGGAGCACUGGGAAUCCCCCUGGACCGUAUCAUCCACCUAUGUGUGGUUAUUCCUGUGAUAUAAAACAAAUCCAGGGGUGACUUUGCCCUGCCAGGGUAUGGUAGGUUGACCAAAUCAACACCCUACACUGUAUAUAGAUUUAUAGUAGUUUUACAUCAGAAACAUACUGUAAGGUUAGCAAGUUUCAAAUGCCAUAAACAAAAAAGCAUGAAGCAAAUCUAUAAUAAUGCAUAUUACAAAUUAAUAAUUUUGAAUAAAAUUGAAUUGCACUGAUAGAAAUUGA
Molecule: messenger RNA, 2538 nt
Organism: Polyodon spathula (Mississippi paddlefish)
Lineage: Eukaryota; Metazoa; Chordata; Actinopteri; Acipenseriformes; Polyodontidae
Product: branched-chain-amino-acid aminotransferase, cytosolic-like
Exons: 11
Coding region: 92-1297 (401 amino acids)
Biological process (GO): L-leucine biosynthetic process; L-valine biosynthetic process
Cellular component (GO): mitochondrion
Molecular function (GO): branched-chain-amino-acid:2-oxoglutarate transaminase activity
Source: RefSeq, a predicted model, not a curated record